AUGCAUCACUACAUCAGCAACACCCAAGGAGCCACGACGACACAGUACGCCUACGCUCCUCAACCUCCACCAUCGCCCCCCAUGGACGAAUCAACCAAGUGCUCCCUUCCCUCCAUCUCCAACCUCCUUGGCCUGGCAGACCAGGGCUCGCCCACGAGCGAGACACAUCCUCAAAACCAACAAGGUAAGGAUGGAGCAGCAACACCACUAGACAAACAGCACGUUCUGAUACCAUCCACUACAGUUCUCAAAGGAGAUGCCGUCUCUGCAAAGCCAGAAACGAGACCCAGCUCGUCUCACUAUGGGAACAGUCACUCCCAGGCUCGGGCUAACUUCCCACCCACGCCCCCCAUGAGCACCGAUGCUUCAUUCGACGGAUACAACUCGCCCUCAACUCGCUCGGUCAGCCAGAUGUCCGCCGUCUCAGCACCCCAUCCUCACAACUACUACUACGAGACAACACCGCCCCUGGAGGACGUCCACCACCAACACCAGCGCGCCAUGUCCCACACCCCGGCUGCCCGCCUUCCCAUCCAUCAGACGACGCCCUACCCGCCUCCGGCCUCGUCCCACUACCCCUCUGCUUCGGCAGCCGCCUCCUCCUACCUCCCUCCCCACCAUCAGCAACCGCACCACCACCACUCCGUCGGCCCGGUCCCCUUCUACCCUCCGCCCCAGGCUCAGAUCACCAGCCUCUACUACCAGAGGCCCCUGCCCGCGGCGUUCCCUCCCUCGGUGGCCCCGCCGACGAUGCUCGGCGGCCCCAACCCGUGGCAGCACCACCACUACAUUUCCCCCUCGGCUGCCGCCAGCUUCCCCCAGAGCCAGGACCGCUACGUCUGCCCGACGUGCAACAAGGCCUUCUCCCGCCCCAGCAGCCUCCGCAUCCACUCGCACUCCCACACCGGCGAGAAGCCCUUCAAGUGCCCGCACGGCGGCUGCGGCAAGGCCUUCAGCGUCCGCAGCAACAUGAAGCGCCACGAGCGCGGCUGCCACGGCGCGGCGCCCGUCUCCUGA
Molecule: messenger RNA, 1017 nt
Organism: Verticillium nonalfalfae
Lineage: Eukaryota; Fungi; Ascomycota; Sordariomycetes; Glomerellales; Plectosphaerellaceae
Exons: 1
Coding region: 1-1017 (338 amino acids)
Biological process (GO): regulation of transcription by RNA polymerase II
Cellular component (GO): PcG protein complex; transcription regulator complex
Molecular function (GO): DNA-binding transcription factor activity, RNA polymerase II-specific; RNA polymerase II cis-regulatory region sequence-specific DNA binding
Source: RefSeq, a predicted model, not a curated record